Messenger RNA from Penicillium riverlandense, 2337 nucleotides. Its product is annotated as mitochondrial intermediate peptidase. The transcript is spliced from 2 exons. Gene Ontology annotation, biological process: peptide metabolic process. The record is from RefSeq and is a predicted model, not a curated record. Gene Ontology annotation, cellular component: mitochondrion. Lineage: Eukaryota; Fungi; Ascomycota; Eurotiomycetes; Eurotiales; Aspergillaceae. Bases 1 to 2337 code for a protein of 778 amino acids. Gene Ontology annotation, molecular function: metalloendopeptidase activity.
AUGUUACAUUUACCGCGCAGGCCCUGGACCUGUCGCAAAUGUCUCCUGGAACUACAAUCCCUACCCCCGGCAGACACCAGUUCCCCGCAAAAGAACGCAGAUGAUGCUACGAUACGGCGCGUGUUCGAUUCGCAGCCCUUCUGGAAAGAAUUCUCUCAGCAACGGAGCGUGACAGCUCCCAGACGGGCAGGGUUGGUUCAGAACCAGUACUUGACAAGCCCCGAGGGGUUCAGGGCGUUCGCGAAUGUCUCGCUGCAAAAAUGCCAGGCCAUUGUAGCCAAGGUGCUCGAAGCGUCGACUGUGGAGGAAUACCGGGCCAUGGCAAAGAAUUUGGACAGACUCAGCGAUCUACUGUGUCGUGUUAUUGAUCUCUCGGACUUUAUUCGCACGAUUCAUCCCGACCCGCAGAUCCAAGAAGCAGCGACGCAGGCGUACGCGCUCAUGUUCGAAUAUAUGAAUGUUCUCAACACCACUACCGGUCUCCAUGACCAGCUCAGCAAGGCCGCGGCCAAUCCCGAGGUGGCCUCACACUGGACCGAAGCCGAGAAGAUUGUGGCGCAGAUCUUGAUUAAAGACUUUUCAAACUCUGCAAUUCACAUGCCCCCAGCCGAGAGACAGCGAUUUGUGAAUCUAUCAAAUGAUAUAAGCCAGAUUGGAUCCGACUUCUUCAACGGAGCAGAGCCUGCCAAAUCCCAGGUCACUUUCAGCGCCAAUAGCCUGCAGGGUCUGGAUCCCAUGCUGAUUCAAAAAAUCAAGAAAUGGAACAAUAAGGCCGCUGUACCGACCAUGGGGAUUGUCCCUCGACUUGUGCUCCGGUCUGUUCGUGACGAGGAUGUCCGGAGGGACGUCUAUUUGGCCACUAGAACAUCGAGCACGCGCCAGGUUCAGCGACUGGAGGAACUUAUGAUGAAACGAGCGGAGCUGGCACAGUUGUCGGGCUACAACAGCUUCGCGCACAUGACACUGAGCGACAAGAUGGCCAAGACGCCCGAAGCGGUGUCGAACUUCCUGACAUCGCUUGUGGGAAGCAACCGCGGGCCCGUCCGCGAGGAACUAUCUCAGCUACAAGAUCUGAAAGGCAGUCCCCUCCAGCCGUGGGACCACGCGUACUACGUGCACAAGCGUGUGAUGGAGUAUUCGCAGUCUCGCCGGUCGCGUCAGUUGAGCAUAGUCCCCGAGUUUUUCUCGCUGGGCACUGUCAUGCAGGGCCUUUCGCGGCUGUUUGAUCGUCUGUACGGCGUUCGUCUCGUUCCUCAGGAGACGGCUCCCGGGGAGACCUGGCAUCCCGAUGUUCGCCGGUUAGACGUGGUCGAUGAGGCGGAGCAGCACAUCGCGGUUAUCUACUGUGAUCUAUUUUCUCGCCCAAGCAAACACCCCAACCCGGCUCAUUUUACUCUGCGCUGCUCGCGUGACAUCUCCGCUGAAGAGGUAGCGGAGUCCGCAUCGAUGGGCCAGUCCGCGCAUCCCAAUGACGGCAUGGCGACUGCGAUGGAUCCCCAGACCCAAACGCUGCGUCAGCUGCCGACGAUAGCUUUGGUCUGCGACUUCCAAGAACCUGUGGCGAAUGGCUCCGGUCGUCCAACACUCUUAAGCGAACAGAGCGUGCGCACCCUCUUCCACGAAAUGGGUCACGCAGUCCAUUCAGUCCUGGGACAGACGCCUUUGCAAUCUAUCUCUGGGACGCGGUGCGCCACCGACUUUGCCGAGCUCCCAUCCGUGCUAAUGGAGAGCUUUGCAACUGCACCCGAGGUGCUUUCCCUGUAUGCACGACACUGGCAGACAGACGAGCCGCUAUCCGAGAGCAUGAUGCGCAGCAUGGCGCUGGACCGCACAGCGCACGGAUCCAUCUACGGGGCUGUCGAGGACGAAUCCCAAAUCCUCAUGGCCCUUGUCGACCAGGCGUACCACUCCAUGCCCGUGGAGGCCACCGCCAACGGCAUUGACACAACAGACAUCUAUCACCAAGUCUUCUCUCAAUACUCCAGCCUGCCGGACCCAGACAACAUCCGGCCACGAACCUCCUGGCAAGGCUUCUUCGGCCAUCUGUAUGGGUACGGAGCUACAUAUUACAGCUAUAUCUUCGACCGCGCCAUUGCCAACAAGCUCUGGCAGGAUGUCUUCCUGUCUGGCCGAGCAUCCGUCGAUCGCGCCGCUGGCGAAAGAUAUAAAAACGAAGUCUUGCGCUGGGGCGGCGGACGCAAUGGCUGGCGCUGCGUUGCGGGAGUGUUGGGGGGUGAGAACCCGUCUAAUAAAGAUGGGCGGUUGGCGGAGGGAGGAGAUGAGGCAAUGCGUGAGGUUGGUCGAUGGGGACUGGUUCGUGAUGGAAUGAGUGGAUGA